Molecule: messenger RNA, 465 nt
Organism: Aspergillus clavatus NRRL 1
Lineage: Eukaryota; Fungi; Ascomycota; Eurotiomycetes; Eurotiales; Aspergillaceae
Exons: 1
Coding region: 1-465 (154 amino acids)
Source: RefSeq, a predicted model, not a curated record
AUGGGUUGGUUUAAUGGAAAAUCGUCUUCAUCUUCCCAAUCUUCCCGUCGGCGCUCUCCAUCUCGUCGAUCUGUUUAUUCGACGUCGCACUCGCGCCAUUCAGCACCGUCAGUCUUUAGCCUAGGUGGCUACAGCCGAGCUGGGCGGUCAAGUCCCUCGGUCUUAUCCUCGUCAUCUUCGCGCCGCGCACGUCCGCGAGCCGGGUUCAUCCAGCGAAUUGUGCAGUCGAUCAAGCGCCUGUUCCGCGACAUCUACAGCUAUGCGCGUCGCCACCCGGCAAAGGUGUUGCUAAUGGUUGUCGUUCCACUCCUCACCAGCGGCGUGCUGCAGAAACUGCUCGCUAUGAUUGGUAUCCGCUUACCACACAGUCUGGGUGGUAAUUCUUCUAGUGGUGCGAAAGCCGGAGAGGGCGGGCUCAAGGACAACAUCAAUGGGCUGAUGAACAUUGCCAAGAUGUUCAUGUAA